AUGAAACGGAAAACCAAAUCUGGAAAUGUAUAUACAUCAAUCAUGCUUGAAAAUGCAAUUUAUAAACUUCCAAAAUGUAGUAAAAACACAUUUUUUUCACUACUUACCAUUCUGUUGUUGAUGUCUGUUUUAAUAUAUCUAUAUAUGAGUGACAGUGAAAACAUAUUAGAAAAUAGUAAUAUUUCAAGGAAAUAUCUUAAACAAAAGAUUAAUAUUGGUUCUAAUCAUGGAGUUGAUAAUUACUGUACAGUAACUUCGGACAAAUAUAAAUUUGAUUGUUUUCCGAGAGGAAAAGCUGAUAAGGAAAGCUGUGAAAAAAGAAAUUGCUGUUGGUCACCUACUACUCAAAAUUCUCAAAUACCGUGGUGUUAUUAUUCUUCAAAUUAUAGUAAUUACAAAGUUAUUAAUGUGACUGAAUCCAGAAAUGAAAUAACAGCAUUUUUUAACAUAACGACAAACACCAUUUAUAAAAAUGACAUCAAAGUAUUGUGCAUGGAUAUUUCAUUUCAAACGGCACAACGAUUACAUGUUAAGAUUUAUGAUCCAGAGAAUAAACGUUAUGAGCCACCAUACCCUGAAAUACCAAUACUUAAAUUAAAUAAUACAAAUGAACCAUUAGUUUCAGACUAUAUUGUAAAGUUAUCUGAUGAUAAAGUUGGAUUUGCAGUUCUAAGGAAAAUUGAUAAUUUAACCAUAUUUGACAGUCGAAAUAUUGGAGGUUUCAUUUAUUCUGAUCAAUUUAUUCAACUUUCAGCAUUAUUACCGACCAAAUAUAUAUAUGGGUUAGGUGAACAUAGAUCUAGCCUUAUGCUUGAUAUGAAUUGGAAAACCUAUACUUUUUUCAACCAUGAUAGUCCUCCAACAAAUGAUAUGAAUGGAUAUGGUUCACAUCCGUUUUACUUAAUGAUUGAAAAAUCAGGAAAAAGCCAUGGAGUUUUUUUAUUGAACAGCAAUGCUAUGGAUAUUGUGUUGCAACCGACACCAGCAAUCACUUACCGAACAAUUGGUGGUAUAUUAGAUUUUUAUUAUUUCAUGGGACCAACACCUUCUGAUGUUAUAUCUCAAUAUACAGAUACAAUUGGUACAUCAUUUUUACCAUCUUACUGGGCAUUAGGAUUUCAUUUAUGUCGAUUUGGACAAACGUUAAAAGAACUUAUUAACGUUCAUAAUAGAACUGUUAGUGCAGGAAUUCCUUGGGAUACACAUUGGAAUGACAUUGAUUAUAUGAAAAAUAGAAAUGAUUUCACUUUAAGUGAUAAUUUUACUGAUCUUCCUAAAUAUGUGAAUUAUUUGCAUGAGGUUGGAAUGCAUCAUAUAAUUAUAUUGGAUCCUGGAGUAUCUUCUCGUGAACCAAAAGGAUCAUAUCCACCUUAUGAUGAUGGUUUAAAAAAUGGGCUUUUCAUUAAAAAUUCUUCUGGUCUCCCACUUGAAGGCCAAGUGUGGAACCUUGAUGGAGGUACUGUAUUCCCAGAUUUCACCAAUCCAAAGUCAAUCGAUUAUUGGAUAAAUCAAAUAUCCAACUAUCAUAAUAUUCUUCCGUUUGAUGGUUUAUGGAUUGACAUGAAUGAACCAUCAAAUUUUGUCAAUGGUGAUUGGGAAGGUUGCAAAUUUACCAAUUCUAGUAGUUGGGAAAAUCCACAGUAUACACCUAGUAUUGCUGGAGGAAAAUUAAACUAUAAAACUAUUUGCAUGUCAGCAAAUCAGCACGCUGGACUUCAUUAUGAUUUACAUAAUCUUUAUGGAUUUUCAGAAGCAAUAACAACUCAAUUUGCAUUAUCAGUUGUUAAAAAUUCAAGACCAUUAGUUAUUUCAAGAUCAAGUUUUGCUGGCUUAGGUCACUUUGCCGGUCAUUGGACUGGAGAUGUAUUUUCUACUUGGGAUGAUAUGAAACAAUCUAUUACUGAUAUUGUACUUUUCAACAUGUUUGGUGUUCCACUAGUUGGAGCUGAUAUAUGCGGUUUUAAUGAUAAUACUACAGUUGAACUUUGUUCACGUUGGAGUCAAUUAGGUGCAUUUUAUCCAUUCUCAAGAAAUCAUAAUUCUGAUGAAAAUUUUGAUCAAGAUCCUGUGGCUUUAGGACCAUUGGUUACAGAAUCAGCUAAAAAAGCACUAUUAAUUCGAUAUUCAUUACUUCCAUAUUUGUAUUCUCUAUUUUGGAGAGCACAUAUUUAUGGCGAAACAGUUGCACGACCACUCUUUUUUGAAUAUCCACAUGAUAACUGUACUUACAACAUUGAUACUCAAUUCCUAUGGGGUUCUGCUCUACUGAUUUCGCCGGUUUUAAAAGAGAAUCAAGUGGUUAUAGACAUAUAUUUACCAAAUGAUAUAUGGUGUGAUUAUUAUACUAAAAAAUGUACUCAAAGUAAUGGAUCCAUUUUCACUGUUGAAGCCCCUAAUGAUACUAUUCCACUUAAGAUACGUGGUGGCUAUAUUUUACCAACUCAAGAUCCAGCUACUACGACUACAUCUAGCCGUAAAAAUACAUUUGGACUAUUAAUUACGCCAAACAAAUUUAAAGAAGCAUUUGGCUACUUGUUUUGGGACGACGGUGACUCUUUAAAUGUAUGGGAAAAUGGGUUGUAUAAUGAAAUCCAUUUCAAACUAAACAACACAAUAUUGUUAAAUGAGGUUAUCACCAAUAAUUAUUCAGAUGAAAAGACUAUUUUACAAAAUAUUACUAUUUUUGGUAUUCAUAAUGAACCAAAAAAUAUUCAAGUUAAUGGAGCCACAUAUAGUAAUUUUUAUUAUAAUACGACUGAAGAAGUCCUUUACUUCUUAUCAUUAAACUUGGACUUGAAUAUAGUUUUCAAUAUAACAUGGACUUAA
Messenger RNA from Macrosiphum euphorbiae (potato aphid), 2826 nucleotides. The record is from the annotation of a GenBank genome assembly. NCBI's taxonomy places the organism in Eukaryota, Metazoa, Arthropoda, Insecta, Hemiptera, Aphididae.